AUGACGCCAACAACACCUCCUACAAACAAAGGAUAUGGAGCCCGUCAUACAUUUACCAUUCUUUCCUUCAUAGGAUACUUCCAUUUAUAUGCCUUGCGGUUUAACAUUAGUAUCGCUAUAGUGGCCAUGGUUAACCAUACAGACACCCAUCUGGAUAGAAACGACACCCAGAUAUCCGAAUGUCCGGACCAUGGAAUCAACAAGACAACGAAAACAUCGAACCAGGCUACUUAUGAUUGGGACGAAGCCACCCAAGGAAUGAUAUUGAGCUCCUUCUUUUACGGAUAUGCACUCACACAAAUACCCGGUGGAUUUCUGGCUGAGAAGAUCGGAGGGAAGAGAUUGUUUGGAUAUGGUAUCCUCAUCACUGCCAUACUUAGUCUCCUGACUCCCCUCUCCGCUAAAGUCGGAACUUGGGCAGUGAUGGUCGUACGCAUCUUAAUGGGACUGGCAGAGGGUGUUACCAUACCUGCUCUCUCGUCUAUGCAAGGGAAAUGGCUGCCUAAGUUGGAAAGAACGCUUUUAUCAAACGUAGCGAAUGCAGGUGCUCAUUUCGGCAACGUGAUUUGUCUACCUAUAGCCGGCUACCUCAGCUAUUCUGAUGAACUUGGUGGCUGGCCGUCUGGAUUCUACAUAUUUGGUGGAGUGGCAAUAAUAUGGUUCUUCUUCUGGCAUUUCCUGAUAUUUGAAUCCCCUGCGGUACAUACACGUAUUUCAAAAGUGGAGAAGCAGUACAUCGAGAGUACAACCGGCGUCCGACACAAUAAGAGCUACCCGACUCCAUGGAAGGCGAUCCUGACGUCAUCAGCCAUGUGGGCCAUUAUUCUUACAGCGUUCCUACAAACCUGGGGUAUCUACGUCACCCAUACAACGUUGCCCAGAUACAUGCACAACAUACAGAAGUUUGACAUCGCACAGGAUGGUCUACUCAUGGCGCUACCGAACUUGUUCAACAUAUUCGCAAGUGUUGUUGGAAGUUGGUUUGCAGAUUUCUUACUGAGGAAACAAUGGAUGUCAACUUCGACGGUACGGAAAGUGCUGAACACACUAGGAUUACUUCCGGCGGCGUUAUGCUUGCCUUUCAUUUCUCUUGCGGGAUGUGACCACGUGACUGUUGUUGCACUCAUCAUUUUUGGAAAUGGCAUGUUAGGUGUGUGUGGCUCCGGAAUUUGGGUGAACAUCCUUGAUAUCGGCAACAACUUCUCUGGGUUGACAAUGGGCCUAGCAAACUUUGCUGCAAACCUAUCGGGGGUUAUAUCUCCCUACUUUGUCGGCCUGAUGACCAAUAAUAACGAAACUAUGAAGCAGUGGAAUUUGAUUUUCUACGUGUCGAUGGCAUUCUAUCUCCUUGGGGUCCUUAUCUUUAUUGUGUUUGCGAGAGGGUCAGAACAACCGUGGAAUCGCCUACCGCAGGAGAAAACAGAAAUUGGCGACAUCGAAAGGAAAGACGACAAUGCGCAAGACCGGGAGUUAAUUCAAUAGACACGAGAAAAUUGAGUGAACAUCAAUAAAUGUAAAAAAAAAACAAAAAAAAAAACAAAAAGCAAAAAAAAAAAAAAAAAAUCAAAAAAAAAUCGAUACCCGCCAAUUAGGUCCGACUGGACAACCCGCGAAAGAUUAACCCAUUAAAAACAAUUACACGAUAUGUUUUCACUUUCAGUGAACUAAUCAUACAUAACUAUGUAACUAUGUUAUCAUAAUCAAAACAUUGUAUAUCAAUGGGCUAAACAGACUAGCCAUUUUCCUACGUAUCAUCGUGUUUUUCUCUAACCUUAACAUACUUUGUUAUCGUCCACAUCAUGCUUUUAUUUGGAAAUAGUCUAUACCCUUGUACGCCAUAAAGUCACAUAUGUUCCAUGUUUGUUGAUACCAACGGUGCUUCCGUCACCACAGCCCCGACAGUUGUAAUCCUGGGGUUGUGUCUUAAGAAGGAUUGCAGAUGUCGUCGAUGACGCAGAAGACGGUUAUCCUUGCAGAACACGUGGUUUGAUUCUCCUUUUCCCUACUUCCUUGAUGUUUAUAUAUUUGAUUAAACGUAUACCUUUGUUUUAUUGAUUUUGAUUAUUUUAAGUGGAUGUUAACAAAUCAAUGUUACAUGGCCAGAUUUGUUAUGACAUUUCCAUCGCUUGUUUGGUCGGUAGAUAUAAAUCGUGUAUUGAGUGUAUAUAAUUAAGUAAUAUCAAUAUACUAUCAUAUAAAGUUCAAACGUCUCCGAAGACUGGACAACAUCGAAUGGAUUAAAGCAAUUCAACAUUCCAAUAUAAGAUUAAAAUAUG
Messenger RNA from Pecten maximus, 2276 nucleotides. Its product is annotated as sialin-like. Gene Ontology annotation, biological process: monoatomic anion transport; transmembrane transport. Gene Ontology annotation, molecular function: transmembrane transporter activity. The record is from RefSeq and is a predicted model, not a curated record. The transcript is spliced from 11 exons. Lineage: Eukaryota; Metazoa; Mollusca; Bivalvia; Pectinida; Pectinidae. The coding region runs from base 1 to 1482 and encodes 493 amino acids.